UCAUAAACACACAAAACAGAGUCAAAAGCAAUGACUACUCUGUUCCAAAAAGCAAAGCUGGUUCCCAAGAAGAUCAAAUCCUGAAAUGUGCGAUCCAUCUUUAAUCGCUUUGUGUUAUUACAUCACUUGCUAAAAUUCCGGUGAAAUCUUUAUUUCCGGGGAGAUAUACUUCCAAAAAAAAAGCUGGUUCCUUUUUCUUGAAGUUAUCUCUUCACUUCAAUUAAUUUUGAUUGGUUCUUCUGUCUUCUGUCUUCUGUCUUCUGAGCAAGAGAACAGAGGAGCUCUGUCUCGUUUCCCUCUUAUUUAUUUCCUAUUCUCAAACAUACACAGACGACACAUGUCUCUGUUUUACUUUGUAGAGUUAUGGAGAGGUAUGAGAUAGUGAAGGAUAUUGGUUCUGGUAAUUUCGGAGUAGCAAAGCUUGUUCGUGACAAAUUCUCCAAAGAGCUCUUCGCUAUUAAGUUCAUCGAGAGAGGCCAAAAGAUUGAUGAACAUGUACAAAGAGAAAUCAUGAACCAUAGGUCACUCAUCCAUCCCAAUAUAAUAAGAUUCAAGGAGGUUUUGUUGACGGCAACACAUUUGGCGCUAGUAAUGGAAUACGCUGCCGGAGGAGAACUCUUCGGAAGAAUCUGCAGCGCCGGAAGAUUCAGCGAAGACGAGGCAAGGUUCUUCUUUCAGCAGCUCAUAUCAGGAGUUCAUUAUUGUCACAGUCUUGAGAUAUGCCAUAGAGAUCUAAAGCUAGAGAACACAUUACUGGAUGGAAGUGAGGCACCGCGGGUGAAGAUAUGCGACUUUGGAUAUUCGAAAUCAGGAGUUCUUCAUUCGCAGCCAAAGACAACAGUAGGAACACCUGCUUACAUUGCACCUGAAGUGCUCUCCAAGAAAGAGUAUGACGGCAAAAUCGCUGAUGUUUGGUCUUGUGGAGUCACUUUGUAUGUUAUGCUUGUUGGUGCUUACCCUUUUGAAGAUCCUUCCAACCCUAAAGAUUUUCGUAAAACCAUCGCUCGGAUUCUCAGAGCUCAGUAUUCUAUUCCUGAUUACGUCCGUGUUUCAGAUGAAUGCAGGCAUCUUCUCUCUCGCAUUUUCGUCGCCAACACUGAAAAGAGAAUAACAAUAGAGGAAAUAAAGAACCAUCCUUGGUUUCUCAAGAAUUUGCCGUUGGAUAUGUCGGAAGGAUCAUUGAUGAUGAAUGGUCCAUCUACUCAAACAGUGGAAGAGAUAGUUUGGAUCAUUGAGGAAGCUCGGAAACCGAUCACUGGAGCUGGUGGACUCACCGGUGCUGGUGGUUCCGGUGGAAGCAGUGGUGGUGCCAUUGGCUGUAGCAGUAUGGAUCUUGAUGACUUGGACACAGAUUUUGAGUACGAUAUCGAUACCGCUGAUCUCCUUUCCCCUUUGUGAACUGUUUUUUAUCACCCAAACAAAAGCCAAAGAUUUCAUGUUUCUGUCUUUCUGAAGCUGAUAUACAUUGAUGAUACACACAUACGUGAAUAUAAUUGUUCUUUAGAGUUUUGCUUAUUGAAAACUUAAAUCA
Messenger RNA from Camelina sativa (false flax), 1531 nucleotides. Its product is annotated as serine/threonine-protein kinase SRK2C. NCBI's taxonomy places the organism in Eukaryota, Viridiplantae, Streptophyta, Magnoliopsida, Brassicales, Brassicaceae. Gene Ontology annotation, molecular function: protein serine/threonine kinase activity; ATP binding. Gene Ontology annotation, biological process: protein phosphorylation. The record is from RefSeq and is a predicted model, not a curated record.